Molecule: messenger RNA, 2411 nt
Organism: Liolophura sinensis
Lineage: Eukaryota; Metazoa; Mollusca; Polyplacophora; Chitonida; Chitonidae
Product: palmitoyltransferase ZDHHC22-like
Molecular function (GO): palmitoyltransferase activity
Source: RefSeq, a predicted model, not a curated record
UGAGAAAGAAAAUCACGGAUAGCUCCCUCGUGCUGAGCGGCGUGCAUGGAAACGUCCAAACUGAAACAUGCUUUUAUGAAGUGCAUAUGAAGAGAUCGAACUUCUGCUGGUCCAUUUUUUCUUCGGAAGAGAAACAAACUAUCAGUCCACGCAAAACUCAGUCGAAAAAAUGGAGUGCAGAGAAAGAACACAUGAAACCCUAAAGGAAAAACUACGGGCACAUUACCAAACGAAAGAUAAGAUCUUUCAACCAGAUCCGAAGAAUGCCAACUCGUUUGGGGUGGGCUUUUUUCUCUAUAUGAGUUUUGUGCUGUUGGGGGAAGCUUUCUUCAUUCUCCUGCCAACUCUCUUCCAAGAACCGUCUCUAUGGGGAGCUGUCAUGUCCGCGCUGAUAUUAUUUGUGUUUGUUCAAACGAUGUUAAACUGGAUGCUAUCAAGGAAAAAGACGUCUGUUGUUGUUGCAUCGAUGCGGGACCAGGCCGUUGAGCUCACAGGUGCGGAUGCCAUACAAAGCCCGCCGGGGUGGCAGACUUGCCUGAAGUGUCAGCUGGAGGCGCCUCCUCGAUCACACCACUGUAACCUAUGUGGUGUCUGUGUGCUGAAGAGAGACCACCACUGUUUUUUUACUGCUUCCUGCGUAGGAUUUCACAACCAGAGGAGAUUCAUUGUACUUUUAUUCUACAUUACAUUAGCCAACAUCAUCGCUGCCGUGCUGCAGUUUUUGUAUCUGGAUCAAGCCAUGCCAUUCCUCUCUAUGGAGUUCCUUAAUUACAUCCCUAUGGUAACAGUGUAUCGAUGGCUAAUUGUUGGAGAUAUCUCUACCUGGGUUAUGUGUGUGGUCGUCCACCUUUAUUUGACCCUUUUCUGUCUGGCAGGAGCUGUGUUUUUCCUUGUGUGGCAGUUUGUUGUUGUAUUUCGUGGACAAACAAGUCACGAGGCUUGGAAGAACAUUUCAGUGUACCAGACUGGUAUACUAGAUGGAUGGCGUUCCACCUUCGGGCCAUAUGGCAUGGUGCAUUUUCUCUUUCCUUUUCAAAUUGACCUACAGCAGGAUGGAAUCAACUGGGAAAGUUCCAUGAGACUGAAAAGCAAUUAAGAUGUAAUCACAUUCCUCAUACUGACUAACCAAAGCAUCAUAAUCUUUCAGCUUAAGAAUGUGUACUUUUUCACAGAUGAAUUGCUCAAAACUCUUGAGUGCUGAGGUUGUUACAUGUUAAUGAGGGUAGCAAGUAAGAUACAGUAAAAUGUUUACAUUUGCUGUUAAGGAAGCAAAUGUGAGGAAUUCAACUGAGUAUAGUAUGUAGAAUCUUGAUAUUCUGUGGAGUACAAAUUAAGUCUGCAUGGACAUUGAAUAACUAUCAUCCAAAGAGUGGCAAGAUAGUUAACUUUGAGUUUAUUACUCGAGGUCAUUACGCUGUGCCUAGGCCUUCUUUUACCACCAAAUCACCCCAUGAAGUCAUUACUACAUUGUUGCAAAUAAUUCAACAAUCCGCAUUUACCCAUUAUGUGUGAUUUACUAUACCAGUAUAAAUACAAAUUUAUUAGAAAGCUUUUAUGAAGCAGUCCAGUUGACAAAAUGGUCGGUGACAAGCCUUGGAAAACAUGUACCUCGGUUUUCUUGCCUUUUCACAGUUUAUUCCACUGAUUUUUUACAUUACGAAAAAAAAAACUAGACUUUAUUUUUGCUGAUGUGCUUUAUAUGUCUGAAUACUCAAUAACAUUGUAUUCCUGGUUGUACACCAAACUGAAGCAGUAUACUAAUCUUCAUUUGUAGCCUUGUGAGGUUAUUGGUCAGUGAGGUCACUCAGAUGGGCUUAAGAUGUGAUUCCACUCAACUUACCGUACAUAGUUGGCCCCUUAUGCCUGCUGUCCAUAUGACUGCAAGGUUGAACUGCAUACACAAGAAAUAUUCUAGUAUUGUUGUCAUUUCGCCUACAGAAGUACUUACAGUCCCAUGAAAAGCUCUGACUCUUGUAUGCCAAGUUUUAAAUGCUGAUACCACAGAUCUUAGUUUCUGUGAUCAGUGUGAAUAAAGUAGACGUUCACAAUUUCAUAGCAUACAGUUACAUAUAUUGACAUAGGUUUUAACCCGUUGUUCUAUAUUUUACAUUAAUGAGAAGUCCAUUAACCAACUACUGUUCUAUUUGUUGCUUUCAAAGAGGUUUUUUUUCAGUAUUUGAUUUUGUCAUGGUUUCUGGUUUUAUACAGGUAUUUUGUGAAUUAGUAUUCAUUAAAUUUACCAAUCAGCAAAGCUGGCAUUUAUGUACCUCUUAUUUAUAGUAAGUGAUAGUAGGUGUUGCUAACCUAAUACAUUAAUUCCUUAAUAACAUAAUUCUCCUACAGAACAAGGACAAUAAAAUGUAUCCAUUACAGCAGAGAUGCUAGCAUGCAAGAGCAUAAGUGCCUACUAU